Molecule: messenger RNA, 1908 nt
Organism: Diaporthe amygdali
Lineage: Eukaryota; Fungi; Ascomycota; Sordariomycetes; Diaporthales; Diaporthaceae
Product: Transcription factor lepE
Exons: 3
Coding region: 1-1908 (635 amino acids)
Biological process (GO): regulation of transcription by RNA polymerase II
Cellular component (GO): nucleus
Molecular function (GO): DNA-binding transcription activator activity, RNA polymerase II-specific; zinc ion binding; RNA polymerase II cis-regulatory region sequence-specific DNA binding
Source: RefSeq, a predicted model, not a curated record
AUGCUCGACGUCCGAGCAAUGAGAGGGGACCGGCCCUUCCGACGGCGGAGGGAACGGCCACUGCUGGUAUGCCAUGAAUGUCAUCGCCGAAAGCUAAAGUGCAACAAGCGGCUGCCCUGUGAUCGAUGCUCCAAGGCAAAGCCCCCUCGCAAUUGCGUCUUCGACGAUGCGGCAGCUGAGACGAACGAGUCACGUGAAUUACGACAGCCUCGAACAAUACAAUUCCAUAGCCCGAAUCAAAACGAAUAUAAUUUUGAGCCGUCACCAAGCGGAACAGAGGAAGUGAUCCGCCUGGGAUCCCCACAGAUAUCACCGGGCGCCUACGAAAGUUCGGCCUUCCCGGAAACAGUCGUGAGGCGGAAAGAACACGACCAAAAUGGUCCAGAGAUCCAUGUAUCAACUCCAAAAACGACAGUGGUCAGGGACGGUGAAGAGCACCCGGUGGUUGUAACAAAAGUCGCCCGAAAUGCUCCGAAGAGGAAUUGGUACGGGCGAAGCAGCGUAUACUGGCUCUUUGAAAAGUUGGAACACAUUACGAUACCUCUGAGCCAAGCUGGCUUUAUCGAACGCGACGGCAACUUCACUUUUUAUAGUGACGUCAAAGAGCAGCUGUUCCGACGACGACUCAUCAUUUCUGAAGACUUGGAGGAAACACAACGUUCCGUUUUCGAAGAGGUUCCAGACAAAGAUACGGCCAACAAACUCAUCCGUAGCUAUUUUGACACAUAUGGCUCCGUCUUUCUCUUUUUGGAUCAGGCUAGCUUCGAAGCCGAGGUACAACAAAGUUGGGCGUCACCAGAAAACGUGUCCUUGGCCUUCUGUAUUCACCUUUUACUGGUUAUCGCGGUCGGCAAUUCGACCAUUCAUUCGACGUUGGGCCGCCUUCCCCUCGCGAAGAUUACAACCUGGUGGCAUCUUAUCCAAGCUUGGCAGAACAUCACGCUUCGAUCAAACCCUUGCGACAUCAAAAUAUUGCAGACUUCCUGUCUGAUCAGUCUCAUGCGCCAGUCCUACAGUCUGGAAGCAUCUGCGAACUGGCCCUCAUCUGGAGCACUAGUACGCAACGCCAUGUUGGCAGGUCUACAUCGAGACCCUUCUUCCACAGGCCAACAAUUCAGCCUGGAUGAGUUAAAAUAUAUCAGCACCUGUGAGACUCUCGAAGGUUCUCAAAACAUUCCCUUGCCCGUCUCUUCUCUGAUAUCCACUCUACCGGUGAGAGUUGAGAUCGCACACUUUCUCAAUAACGCCAAAUCCUCAACCAGCUACGAGGAAGCUCUCAUCCUUCAUCAGCAGCUAGGCUCUGCAGCGCAAUCUUUGCUAUCACCGGAUUUUUGUCAUCAUCCCAGCCACACAACGUUCAUGCAUGGACUAGCAACUAUUCUGUGUAAAAGAUCACUAUUGGCCCUUCAUAUCCCCUUCGCGUCACUCAAAGUGCCAUCGUCCGCAUAUGCUCACAAUAUAUGCACGAUAACCGCCCUUUCUCUAUUGGACAGGCUCAAUCCUUCUUCAGACCAAAACAAGUGGCCAGAUACUGAUCCACUAACGGUCAUGAUGCGCUCAUCGAGCUCCAUCUUCCAAACUAUUGCUCUUCAAGCAGUCCUUUUGAUUUGCGUUCAACUAGAGAGCCAUAUGGUAGACCCACAACCGUGGACCCUUGUAACUGAACUAAAAGACAGAUAUGGCAAAACUUUUGAACGUUACCUCGUCAUUGCUGAACAAAGACUCUUGACGCAAGAUUUUGUUGGCAAGGCUUACAUGAUACCGGCCAUGGUUUUGAAGCACAUGAGACUUGCGACCUUGGGGAAAAGCAGGGACGAGAUUGCAGUAGAUGACUCAGUCAUUGCUGAAGAGGUCGCGAAAAAAUGCUUCAAUAUCUUUCGUAACAGGUCUGGUCUUCCUUCAGGAUAG